Molecule: messenger RNA, 826 nt
Organism: Calliphora vicina (urban bluebottle blowfly)
Lineage: Eukaryota; Metazoa; Arthropoda; Insecta; Diptera; Calliphoridae
Exons: 3
Coding region: 68-445 (125 amino acids)
Source: RefSeq, a predicted model, not a curated record
UUUGUUAAAUUUUUUAAGAAAUCUUCCAACAAAAAAAACCAUACCAAAAACCACCAGCUAUUUAAAUAUGACCGCCUUAAAAGUAUUUGUCCUCUUGGCCGCUGUGCUAGCUUUGGCUUAUGCCGCACCUUCACCCGGCUUCUUUGGCAAACAUGAACAUCACACCAUUCACGUGCCAUACAAUGUACACACCAUUCAUCAUCAUCAUGUCAAGAAGGUACCCAUUUACAAGGAAAUCGUUAAGGAGGUGCCCGUUUACAAGGAAAUCGUCAAAGAGGUUCCUGUUGUAAAGGAAGUUCAUGUGCCCGUCUACAAAGAAGUGCAUGUGCCCGUGUACAAAGAAGUCCAUGUACCCGUACAUGUCCAUCAUGAGGAACAUCACGAUCAUCAUGAUCAUCACGAUUAUGAUUCGCACAAAGGAUGGUCAUCAUCUGGUGGUUGGUAAUAAGUAGUUAAUUUCUUAAAUAUUUAGUUAUUAGGUUAAAUUGUUUUUAUUUAGGCCUUUGUAGUUAUAAAAAUUUAAAUCAUAGUUAAGAUUUAACUAUGGUUUAAAUUUUGUUAGGUAAACAGGUCUUACCCUCAUAAUCACGAUGUCUGGUUAUAUGUUAAUUUAUAGUUAUACAGUCACUAUAACUUUAAGUUAACUUAUAACCAGAUAUUGGGAUAAUGAGGUUUAUUGUUAAGUUUUAAGUUGAAUCUUGUGUACAAUAAAUAAUGUCAUUUUAUUAAAAAAAAACUCAUUGUAAAUAUAAUAUUUCCCAUUUGUAACAUUUUUUUGAAAACGAGUCAAAAUAAAAUUUUAAAAAUAUUAUAAAAAAAACAUAAA